AUGGGAGUCGAGAACGACUCUGAAUCCACGGACGAGAGCGUGCCCCAGCUAUUCAGUAUGCUGGACCUCGCGCAACUGAAUUCGCCAGAAGACAUCGAAACUAGAUUUAGCACGAUUGCAUCUGCUCUACUAAACGACUACCGGCUCUCGGUGGCUACUGAACACGGCAAGACCGAGUACGACUUCAUGGAGAUCGAGUUCUACCUCUACCGACCUGGCUGCCAUGCAGACCCAUUCACGCACCGAUCGCACGAACAGCAAUAUGCUGGGCAAUGGUACUUCCACCGUGCACCGCGACGAUCGGGAAAUGAACAGCCUUCACAGGCGCAGGGCAGCGGCUACAGAGGAGGGACGCGGAAAGGACUCGACCUCACGAUUGGCGUUGCGGAACGCGACGCGACGCGUACGGAGAGCACGCAAACGCGGGGAGGCAUUCUGCUGCGGACGUUACGACGCGUAUCAGACCAGAAGGUCUUCUCUGGUCCGUCUCUCCUCGUUGACGAGAUCCUGCGCGCAAGUCGCGCCAAGUCUGUCGCGGAACUGGUCACCGCUAGGUUGCGUGGGGAUAUAUCAGCGUUCUCCAUCUCGGUUGGAGGGGCUGUGGGCAGCGCACCCCCCGUCACGGUUCCCGCUGCUACGAAUGCUCAUCUACGGCUGAUGCGCAUUCAACCUAAUCGGGGCCGCUUCAAACCGCGUAUCUUCCAGUCGCCACGGAUUGGCCUUGAUCUCUCGAACCCUGAUAUUCCGAAGGAGAAUCCUCAUUACCACUCCAGAGUCCAAUUCGUCGCGAAGCACUAUCGGUACUUCGUCCAUCCGCAUCUUCUGACGGCCAACGGUCGCGGCCAGACGUUCCUGGGUGUAUAUUUGCAGUGUACUGCUCAGCCGCAGUUCGAUGACGACGACGAGAUCAUUGAGGAGGUCGCGCGUCUGACCGGUCUGAAGGUGCAGACGGCUAGGAACUACCUAGCAGAGUACCGAUGGGGACUGGAACAAGGCCAGCUGAAGGCGUUCCUUGGGACCGCCGGGAAGGGUGCCUCUGCUGCGCCGGCUACGUUCUUGCGGAUGAUGGGCACUCUGGCGAAGCUCGAUUCGCAACAACAGGCAUAGCUGCAACGCACCGUCGAGGCGUAGAUCGAUCCAACCAGGUCGUGUGGUCGUACCAAAGUCGUACUCUACGCGUGCACGCUGGUGUUAGAUGCAUGGUGAUCAAUAUGACGGAC
Messenger RNA from Fomitopsis serialis, 1220 nucleotides. RefSeq lists its product as uncharacterized. The coding region runs from base 1 to 1107 and encodes 368 amino acids. Lineage: Eukaryota; Fungi; Basidiomycota; Agaricomycetes; Polyporales; Fomitopsidaceae. The transcript is spliced from 3 exons. The record is from RefSeq and is a predicted model, not a curated record.